AUGGUCGUCGUGACUGCCAUCGCGACGUCCACGGCCUUUGCGAUGACGAGCCACCGAAUGAAUUCGAUAGUGACUCCAUUUCCACUGCGUGAUGUUGCCCAUGUGAGUGAUCAAUGUGAUGAUUGCGCUAGCCUGUUGGACGAAGAGGCGCGGCCCGGGGGCGGGCACUUCUCCCCAGUCUGGCGUUUUCGUGAAGUCAAAACGGACAAACAUCUCGAGUGUUGACCCUCCCUUCUUCCUCGCCGCCGUCCGCUCCUCGUCCCCUUCGACAGUCUUUCGAGUCGGGACGAAUGGAUCGAGUAAGUUGCAUUUCAUGGGAUGCGAGGGAUGGGCUGAACCCUGUCCACUUUGUGCUGCAUCUGGUGGCACACGUCGUCGGCGUUGUCGGCGGCGGCGGCGGCGGGCUGGGUGUCGGCUGGCCUCGUUCUGGCGGGCGACCGACCGACCGACUGACCGACGACCGCUUUUCCCGCCCGUCAUUGACCGAACUCGUGCUUGCUCUGCAGAUCUCUUUAGCCGAGACUGAGGCCCCCGUACCCGAAUCACCUCGACCGAACCCCAACGUCGUGGACCAGGCCGAGUUGGACGCCCUCAAAGUCAAAGUACGUACCCUCCUCCCCUACCCGUUUGGGAGGCUCUCAUUGCUCUGUCCCCUGGCCCAGGUUUCGCACCGCCCGCGCGCCGGCCUUCUUGUCUCGACCCGACUAAAACAGCGCACUGAUCUCGGGCUUUCGAACGCUCUCCUCGCCCAACUUGCCCGACUCCACUCUCUGAUCUUGUUGCAGUUGUCCGACGCCUCGUUUGUUAUCGAGAAGCUCAAGCAAUCGCAUCGACUCGACCUCGAUCGCGCUCAGGUCGAGAAGGAGCUCAUGCAACGACAAGCCGAAGAGCUCGCGAAUCAAUUGUCCCAAGCUCGGGCCUUCUCUGAUGUCCACGACCCGACACGACGCCGGAGGGCACCGAGCCUCCCCAACGCCCUCGACUGGUCCGUCGAUCAUGAUGUCUUCCGACGCGACGAUUUCGUCAUCAGCUCGUUCAGGACUCGCGCCGAGGAAGCCGAGUCGAGAGAGAGGGAGCUGCGCGAGGAUGUCAAAUAUCUCCAGCGAAGGGUACGUUUUGCUCUCUCUGACCAGGACUGAUAGCGCAGUAGCUAUGGAUCCAACAAUUGGCCCAUGAUGCUGUGAUACUGACCCGUUUCCAUGACUCCGGUGCGCACUCUCAGCUCAACGUUGCGACAGCCCAACUCGAGCGAUACGAGACCGAAAUGCGCAAGUCACGUGCCUCGUUCCUCACCACAGCGCCCAUCAUCGAGCAGCGCGCCGAAAUUGUGUUGCCCUCGACCGGCCGGCUACUUACACCCCCGGAUGAAUCGACACGACGGCAUAGCGCCAAGGUGAAUCGACCAGCGACGUUGGGCGAUGCCGAAGCGGAACAUUUGUUGCUGGCCGCCAACGCGCUGCGAGCGGGGAGCACGAUUCGUCGAAUACAGAAAGUACCAUUAGACAAGGCGAUCCGGAGACGGGCCAAGCAAAUUCUGCAGAUCACGAGUGAAGGACUCGAUGAAGACUUGACGGCUGCAAAACAGGCAUGUCCUCCUCGGCCGAGGGUGCACGGGGAUGAACAAGGCGGUGGUGAUGAGCCGGGGCCCUCGGCCCGUCACUACAAACGGCGCCGAACGUCCGAUGCGUCGGCACUCGAUGCCGAAGAGGAAGGGCCGCUGCAAGACUAUGACAAGAGUGACCUCGAAGCGACCGAUAUCGAAGACUAUGAACCCCUAUUCCCCGUCGUCGAUCCACCCAAACGCGUGCCUUCCGCUCUCGACGUCCUCGCCGAAGCCUCGUCGGCGGCGAGUCAAAGUCAAGGCAGCUCGGAGAAUCUUCAUCCGUCCCAGUUCAGCGGUAUCUCGUCGUCGGCAUUGGCUCCAACGGAGGUUCUGUCUGCUUUCGCGCCUCCCCCGCCGCCAGGAGGCUACCCCGGCCAUCGACGCUUCCCUUCUGGUGCCCCAAUUCUCGAACCCCCGUCCCCGCCCUCGCAGGCGCCCGCAGCGGUGGUGUUGCCCAAGUUCGAGGUCAGCGCUCAAGAACGACCUCGACAGCGUCAGCGCUCGUCGAGUUCUAUCGGAUCAAAGUCGACCUCGGUCGCCGCUGUACCCGUCCUGUACCCUCCCCCAGCCCCGUCCUCGCCCCGGCCGAUCAAAGCCCCUGCAUGGGUCAAUGGCAAACCGCGCAAACCUCGGGUCUCGAUCUCAGGGGUCAAAAAGGAACGUGCCGCAUACGUCAAGUGGAACGACCACGAGGACGAAUUGUUGAUCCGUGCUGUACUCAAGAACGGCCUUCGAUGGGAGAACGUCGCUGGGGAUGUACCUCAACGAUCGUAUCAUCAGGUUCGACAGAGAUUCUUGAGGGGGUUGAAGAGUGGGUGGACUUUACCACCUGCCUUAGAACAUUACGCGGGACAGGUCAAGAAGGUCGUGGAGGAGAACGAGAAGAAGAAACCUAGGGUCAAGGGAGGGUCCAGAGCUAGGUCGAGGGGUACGAGACUUCAUGAUGAUGAGGAUGAGGACGACUAUUCGGACCUCUCGGAUGUGAUGAGUGCCUGA
This is a messenger RNA of Microbotryum saponariae, 2599 nucleotides long. The record is from the annotation of a GenBank genome assembly. Lineage: Eukaryota; Fungi; Basidiomycota; Microbotryomycetes; Microbotryales; Microbotryaceae.